Molecule: messenger RNA, 1688 nt
Organism: Mirounga angustirostris (Northern elephant seal)
Lineage: Eukaryota; Metazoa; Chordata; Mammalia; Carnivora; Phocidae
Gene: GFER
Product: growth factor, augmenter of liver regeneration
Exons: 3
Coding region: 1-1083 (360 amino acids)
Biological process (GO): liver development
Cellular component (GO): mitochondrion
Molecular function (GO): flavin adenine dinucleotide binding; flavin-dependent sulfhydryl oxidase activity
Source: RefSeq, a predicted model, not a curated record
AUGGGGGCGUCACGGGCCGGAACACGGACUUCGCCUCCGCCGCAGCCUGAGUCCACGGCGCGGCCGCGGCGUGGUUUCCACAACACGCUGCUCUUCUACUGGAGGAAGCGGGAGCGCAGCCACGUGCGACGCAAGUCAGGCUCGGGACGCAGAUCGAGGCUCAGGGGCGCGGCCAGGACCCGGGCGGCCAGGACCCGGGCUUCCAGCCCCGCGCCCGCGCCGGCCCAGACCCCGGCCACGGACUCUGCGGCCUCUGGGGCGUGCGCCGCGGGCCAGAGCCCCACCCCUCCGCCCGCCCCCGCCCCCAGCCCCGGCCCCAGCUCGAGCACGGCCUCCGCGCCCGCGGCGCGCGCGACCGGCUCCUGUGGCCGCGCCCUAGCAGCGGCGCGCGCGCUGGCCUGGAGACCGACUUGGAGGCCCAUCUGGAGGCCGAGCUGGCCCGGCAGGCAUUGCGCGGGCAACAUGGCGGCGCCCGGCGAGCGGGGCCGCUUCUGCGGCAGGAGCUUCUUCUCCUUCCUGCCCGGCGGCGCGCGCUCAGAGGUGAUGGACGAUCUAGUGACGGACGCGCGCGGCCGGGGCGCGGGGCGGAGAGAUGCCGCCGCCUCGGCCACGACGCCAGCCCCGACGCCGACCCCAGAUCCUCAGGUCUCCGAGGACACCUCCCGGAGGCGGCCCUGCCGGGCCUGCGUGGACUUCAAGACGUGGAUGCGGACGCAGCAGAAGCGGGACAGCAAGUUUAGGGAAGACUGUCCUCAGGACCGCGAGGAACUGGGCCGCCACAGCUGGGCUGUCCUCCACACCCUGGCCGCCUACUACCCCGAUCUGCCCACCCCUGAACAGCAGCAAGACAUGGCCCAGUUCAUACAUUUAUUUUCCAAGUUUUAUCCGUGUGAGGAGUGUGCCGAAGAUAUAAGGAAGAGGAUACGCAGGAACCAGCCAGACACACGCACUCGGGCAUGCUUCAGCCAGUGGCUGUGCCGCCUGCACAAUGAAGUGAACCGCAAGCUGGGCAAGCCGGACUUCGACUGCUCGCAAGUGGACGAGCGCUGGCGGGAUGGCUGGAAGGAUGGCUCCUGUGACUAGAUGGUGGCCGGCAGAGCUGUGGGACAGCAGCCCGGGGCCUCCGGGCAGCCUGGCCAGAGGGGGACGGGGCACUCAUUAAAGUGCGUCAGAGCCAGAGCCUGUCGUGUGUCAGUUGGAUGUCCCCAGACACUGCUCGGGGGCCCUUUCCCUCUUAGGUUUGGAGGAAAAGCAGAGGUGCCUGCUGCAGACACCCCAGCGGCCUGUGCUCCUCCCCGUGGGCUGCCGGUGAAGGAGACAGGAGCAGCCCGGGCUGGGCGGGUUGCUGCUCACCCUGCACCCUGGUGCCCACUUCCCUGCGCAAGAAGGUGACAGGUCCUCCUGGGCCACCUGUCCUGCUCCUUGAGGGAGGGCUAGGCCACUGUCUCUCUACCCUGUAGCAAGGGACAUAGGCCGUGUGCUGUUGGCCAUUUGCAAAAGAGGCCUGGGGGCUGAGCUCUCCUCCCGGCUCAGAGCCUACGAGGAAAGCACAGGCAGGCUUUCUCUGAGGGCCUGCCAGCGCUGCUGCCCGCCUCCAGUUGCACGUAUCUGUACCAGGCCUGUCAAGAGGCUUUGCGGGGCCAGCCUUCUCAGAGCUGGAGACCAAAAUAAAAUGGUAGAGAAGUGAC